GAAACAGUGAGACAGAGUCAGACAAGAGACCCUGCAGCAGAAAUCCAUUCAACAGCACUAGGAUGAAGAUGAACACUGUAACUGUGCUCGUCAUGCUUCUGUGUGUUAUUGCCACGCAAGGAAUUCCCAUUGUGGGAACCAGUGCUCACUGUCUCUGUAUUCAGACAACUUCCAGAUUUAUAAAACUGCAGAAUAUCCAGAGUCUGGAGUAUAUUCCCAGAAGAAGUGGCUGUGAGUCAACAGAGAUAAUUGUUACCCUGAAAAGCAACAGAAAAGUGUGUGUGAAUCCUGAUGCCAAGUGGGUGAAGGUUGUUAUUGCCCGAAGAGAGGCCAGAAUGAGCAGUCGAAAUAUGAAGCCGUGAAGUGAUGGGGCUGAUUGCACAUCUGGAUAAGUUGAGGCAUGAGGAAUUGAGUGAAGGGGAAGCUUUACAAAGGAUCAGAACAAUUGAAGUCAUUCUAUUACUUUGCUUUCUCUCCGAAUCAAAA
Callorhinchus milii (elephant shark) is the source of this 486-nucleotide messenger RNA. RefSeq names its product interleukin-8-like. The transcript has 4 exons. Gene Ontology annotation, biological process: chemokine-mediated signaling pathway; antimicrobial humoral immune response mediated by antimicrobial peptide; cellular response to lipopolysaccharide. Bases 63 to 362 code for a protein of 99 amino acids. Gene Ontology annotation, molecular function: chemokine activity; CXCR chemokine receptor binding. The record is from RefSeq and is a predicted model, not a curated record. Gene Ontology annotation, cellular component: extracellular region. NCBI's taxonomy places the organism in Eukaryota, Metazoa, Chordata, Chondrichthyes, Chimaeriformes, Callorhinchidae.